Fonticula alba is the source of this 1658-nucleotide messenger RNA. RefSeq lists its product as hypothetical. The coding region runs from base 501 to 1094 and encodes 197 amino acids. The record is from RefSeq and is a predicted model, not a curated record. The transcript has a single exon. NCBI's taxonomy places the organism in Eukaryota, Rotosphaerida, Fonticulaceae.
GGGGGGGGAGGGAGGGGGAGGGGGAACAAGAGCUGCGCACCGGGCUCCGAUGCACAACCAAGCGAGCGGGGUGCGGAGGAGAGGCGCAGGCAAGGCCCGGCAGAAUAUAUGAAAAGAGAGGGGCUGUUUCCCUUUAGGUGGACUUCUCGAUCGCAUCCUUGAUCGCCUUGGCGAGGCCGGUGGCAUCCUUGUCGUUGAGGGUGCGCAGCAGGUAGCGAAUGGGGGCCGGCUUGCCGUCGUCACCGACCUUGAAGGUGACAAAGUCCACCGACUUGCCCGAAAGGGUGGCCGAGGACUCCUUGAGAACGGCAGCAUUCAGCAGCAGCUUGCCAGAGCCCUCCAUUCGGGCGACCAGGCGGUACUUGCCAUUGGCGCGGUGCUUGUUCAGCUUCAGGAAGCCGAUGCCCUGAUCGACCCAGGCCUUGUUGGCCAGCUCGAGCAGCUUGAAGCGCUCGACCUCGAAGACGGCAUCCUCGUCCUCCUCGCCGGCGCCGGUCUUGAUGAGCUCCUCAUUGGUGCGCGUGCACUCGGGCAGCGGGGCAUCGUCAUCCUCCUCGUCCUGGGCAGCAGCAGCGGCAGCGCCGGUGGCACCGGCCGCGCCGAAGGUCGGCGGAGUGAAGGUGAAGGCCGAGCUACCACCAGCACCGAAGGAACCGCCCGCGCCGCCUGAGAGGGGGGUGAAGUUGAAGCCACUGGCCGAGCCACCGGCCGGGGCGGGCGGGCUGAAGGUGAAGGUGCUGGACGAGAGGGACGGCUGCUUGGCGUCACCACCGGCCGGGGCCGGGGGGUUGAAGGUGAAGGCACUGCUGGCCCCGGAGCCGAAGGCCGGCGCGGCACCCUUGGCCCCGGGGGCGCUGCUGGUGGCGGUGCUCAGCGCGCCGAAGGUGGUGGCGCCAGAACCAAACUGGAAGCCACCGCUGUGCGGCGCAUCACCGGACGCCUUGAACACGAACUUCGAGUCCUUCGGGGCCGGCCCGUCAUCCUCAUCCUCAUCGGCAUCCUCAUCAUUGGACCCGGACCCGGACCCGGACUCGGACCCGGACUCGGACUCGGAACCCGAGCCAUCAUCACCCUCCUCGGCCUCGUCAAUGUAAUCGGCAUCCUCCUCGUCGUCGUCGUCGUCGUCAUCGUCGUGACCACCAUCGCUGCUGUCCUGCAUCUUGGAAGAGGGGGCCCCCGCACCAAAGCCGAAGCCACCGGCAGUCGACUUGGUGGCAGUGAAGCUGAAGCCGCCCGACAGCGGCUUGGUGGCAUCAAGGCUGGACCCACCGGAGACGGGCUUGGUCAUGCCAAACCCGAGGCCCUCGGAGGCCGGCUUGGCCGCGCCGAAGCUGAAACCGCUCGAGGUGGGCUUGGAAGCGGCGCCGGCAUCGCCGGCGGCCGAGGAGGCGGACCCGGACCCGGACCCGGACCCGGAGGGCAUACGAGCAAGCAUUUCCCGACGGUAGGUGCUAUACCGAUCGGCGAAGAAGGUCAGAUCGACAAAGGGAUCAUUGCUGAUGGCCUUAUUAAGGGUGGCCAUGGCGCUCUUGUUGAGGGCGCUCAGCUCAGAGAGGAUGCUCUCGACAGACGUGCUGGAAGUGGACCCGGCAGCGGGGCUGGCCAUGGUGGACGGAGUGGCCAACCCGAAAGAGAGGCCGGUAGCGGUAGAGCCAAAA